UGACAGCAGGCAGCAGCUACUCUGAGCUGCUGAGACAUGGCGGAGCUUACAGUUUGAGAAGGGAACGCCAACAGUUACGGUAGUUUCGCUCGCACUAAAGUCGACACAUUACCGAAUAAAUGGCGUAGAAGACGUUCUAAAAGUGGAUGGAAAUGUUGCUGUUCGCAGAAUUGCGGCGGAAGCGGAAAGAAGUGGCUAGAAAGUAAGUGAGCUGGGGAAAUGUAUCGUAGCUCUCGCUGUUUAGUGCAGUCAACAGCCUUAGGCAACAAAUAUGGCUUCGUGUGCCUUUUUGCUCUGUGUAAUCAGAAACUGCUGUAUUAAGCCAUCGUAUAUCAUGGCACAGUCACUCGAAUCGUACAAGUGACCAUAAGGAAGGGAGUUCCUGCUUGGGUAUCGGGGGUUCUGUUGGGUUUGAGUCGAGGUCACCGUCUCCGCCGACAUAACAAGAAGCUAGCUUAGCCAGUUAGCUAGGGAACUGCGCGAAGUGCAAUGGAGCCGAAGCACAAAGAGUUGUUAGAGCAGUGCCACCAGAACUUGGUGCAGUCCAUCCCGGACGCGCAGCGCCUCAUCGAGCUGCUCGCUAAAUCCGGCAGCCUGAGCGAGCGGGACACACACGAACUGGACCAGAACUGCUCCUCCAGCUCAGAGAAAGUGGAUCAGCUGCUGAAGAUGCUCAUGAACAAGGAAAGCGACCAUUUCCUGGCCCUGUGUGUGGCACUGGAGAAAACCUACCCUCACCUGUAUUCUGCCCUGUUCAGCAACGGGGGAGGACCUGCAGAUCACUCCGGGUCUACCUACAGUGUCCUGUCCACAAUGCCAUCAGAUUCAGAGAGCAGUUCAUCCCUCAGCAGUGUUGGUUCCAAAGCCUCCUCGCCUCCGCCUGCGCUCAAUGACAACCGUCCGGCCAGCGAGAACGGAGACGCCCUCCUGUUCCAGCUGAGACAGGUGACCAGGGAACGAGAUGAACUUCGCAAAAGGCUCGCCCUUGCCUCUCCAGGCACUACCUUCGACGACUGCAGGCCAAAUUCCAAAGCCAGUCAUGACUAUGAGCGGCUCAAGACCCAAUGCAUGAAGGCCAUGGCAGAUCUACAGUCUCUGCAGAACCAGCAUACCAAAACCCUUAAGAGGUGCGAGGAGGCAGUGAAGGAAGCUGACUUCUACCACAUGCUGCACAGCCGUCUCCUGAGUGAUCAGUCUCAGCUAAAGGAGGAGAUGGAGGUGAUGAGAAGAGAUAAUGCUCAGCUAGUAAGAGAACACAACCAUCUGAAACAGAGCUGCGAGGAGCUCAAGAGACUGCACUCAGAGGACCAGAAGGAAGUGGCUGAUAUGAGACUCCAGCAACAACAGGUUAUUAGGGAGAAAGGAUCCUCAGAGGUUUUGAAACUCUAUGACACUGCAAUGGACAAGCUGGAGGGAUUGAAGAAAGAGUAUGACAACCUGAGCAAGAGAUACAGUGAAAAGGUAGCCAAUCACAACACAGAUCUGAGUCGACUGGAACAGGCGGAGGAAGAGAACAGGCGGCUGCAAAAACAGACUGACACUUUGAUGAAGCAGAGGGAUACAGCCAUGCACUACCAACAACAGUACUCGGCCUCUAUCCGGAGGUUUGACUCUGUGCAGCAGGAGCUGAAUAAAGUUUCAGCUCAGAAUAAAGAGCUACAAAGAGAGAUGGAAAGGCUACAAUCAGAGAUGACCCGUUACAAGAACUUCCAGCUGAAGGCGGUGAAGGAUGCUGAGAAGUACAAGGAGGAGCGGGACUCUGUGUUUAAUGAGUACAGGCUGAUCAUGAGUGAACGGGACCAGGUCAUCAAAGAAGUGGACAGGUUGCAGACAGAACUGGAAGCAGCUGAAGCCCGCCUCAAAAACAACUCAUCAGAGAAGAUGGUGGCCAGUGAGGAGUUGGAAGCACUCAGACAGGAGCUUAAUUCAUCACUAGUGGAUCGAGACCGAGCCAUCUGUGAGCGUAACGAGCUGCUGGAGAAAUACUGCCAUGAAGUGAAGGACAAAGCAGAGGCUCAGAAAGAGCUGAGUCAGGCCUGCAAAGACAUCGAAACAGUACGCGAGGAGCGAGACGUGGCCAGAAAAGAAAGAACUGAAGCCAUUAUACAGAGGGACCAGCUACUGCGGGAGUACUACCAGGCCAGACAGAAACAAGACACUGCCACUUUGGACAUGGAGCGUGCCAAUAAAGAGAUCGAGGUGUUGAGGAAGCAGUGCGAGGCCAUGUCUCAGGAACUGAAGGAGGCUGUGCAGGAGGCUGAGGUGGCGAAGUGCCGCAGAGACUGGGCCUUCCAGGAGAGAGACAAGAUUGUGGCAGAGAGAGAAAGCAUUCGGACUCUGUGUGAUAACCUGCGCAGAGAAAGGGACCGUGCUGUUAGUGACCUGGCUGAUGCCCUGCGCAACCUGGAUGAUAUGAGGAAACAGAAGAACGAUGCUGUCAGAGAACUGAAAGAACUGAAGGAAAAGAUGGAGUGUCAGCAGGAGAAGGAGACACCAUUCUACCCUCUGCUGGCACACAGCUCGCAUGAUUCAGCCAUAGAUACAGACUCCUUGGAAUGGGAGACUGAAGUCGUGGAGUUUGAGAAGGACAGAGAUGACAUGGACUUGAAGGCACUGGGGUUUGAUAUCGCAGAGGGGGUGAAUGAUCCAUAUUUACCAGGAGAAUGUGGGAUUUUUGUAACCAGGGUGGACAAAGGAAGUAUUGCAGAUGGGAGGUUAAGAGUGAAUGACUGGCUGCUGAAGAUAAAUGACAUAGACCUAACUAACAAAGACAGGAAGCAGGUUAUCAAAGCUGUGCUUAACGGAGGAGGUGUGAUCAAUAUGGUGGUGCGCAGGAGAAAGUCUUUAGGGGGAAGACUGGUUACUCCUGUACACAUUAAUCUCAUUGGGCACAAAGACAGUGGCAUUGGCCUGGAGAGUGGAGUGUAUGUAACCGCUCUAGCAGCAGGCAGCCCGGCCGCCAGAGAAGGGUCCCUUAACAUUGGAGAUCGCCUAAUUGCUAUAAAUGGAAUUGCUCUGGAUAACAAAUCUGUGACAGAGUGUGAGGCUCUGUUGAGGGGCUGCAGGGACUCUCUCAGCCUCUCUCUCAUGAAGUUCUUUCCCCAGAGCACAUCAGGCCACAACAUCUUCGAGAGUCUGAGGGAGGCAGAGAAAUGCAACGGCAGAAUUCACAUGUCAGAGGUUCACUCUCGUAACAGCCGGAACCUGAAGCACAAUAGCUCCACCCAGACAGACAUUUACAGUGGUGAAGCAGGUGGUGAAAGGAGGAAGCAGAGGGCUGACUCUGAGGAGAGGAAGCCCUUCUCUCCCUCUACUCUGCACCCCAGCACCUUGUGUGCCCGUUAUGGUCCCAGCGCCUUCCAGGAGAUUUGCUACACUCGUUCUGAGUCAGUAGGGCCUGAAUGCAGCAGCUUGGAGCCAGUGCCUGACACCAAGCACAGUGGUGGCACCUGGCCCAAAAUGGUGGUUGGAGUUCCCAUGACAGCAGAAAGCCCAGCCCAGCUGUCCAUUUACAAAUCGCCCAAGCAAAGGAAGUCUAUUUUUGAUGCAGACACCUUCAAAAGGCCAGAUACACCUUCCAAAAUGGAAUACCUAACCAGCCAUUCUCCACAGCCUUCCAAAACAGACACAAUGGCCACACCCCCGACUCCACCGACACGCAGCGAUUCUUUCAAGUUCAAGCCGAAGCAGCAGGGCAGCUCGGCCUCAGACUCCACCAUUACUGAGAGCCAACAGGAAGAGUGUAACGGGAAUUUGUGCUUCACGGAGGUUGCGCAUGAGGGCAGGGCGCUCAGCUCUAGGAAGUCAUGUGAAGAGGACAUUGGGCGCACACGGCUUGAUGAGCCUGAGGUCAAGCGGCCACGUCCCAAAUCAGCCCCGGCUCUCAGGCGCAGGAUGACCCCUCAGUCCAUCGCCCUACACAGCUUUCAGAGCCACUCUAAUGACGGGGACAGUUUAGACCAGAGGGAUGUGUUGCGCUCAUCUCCUAGCCGCCCUUACAGACACAGUGUAGGGUUUGUUCCCACACUCUAUAAUGGAACCCUGCCACCCAACUCGGUACAUCGAGGUCUGUCUCCAUGCACAGCAGUGACAGCUGUUAUGAGGAACCCUGUUUACACUGUCCGCAGUCACAGAGUGCACACCAGUAACUGUCCCUCCGUCAUCAACCAGAUCUGCCAUCAGCAUACACAUCCCAGUCCACAACAUCAAGGUCGUCUGAGUCUGGACCUUAGCCAGAAGCGUUCUGCUGAGUACUCGGAGUCCUCCCGCAGCAGCCAAACCUCUCAUGGCACCAACUCACUGCCGUCCAGUGCCAGACUUGGUUCAUCGAGUAAUGUGCAGUAUCGCACAGAAAGGAUAAAAAUCCCUCCCACGCCGCGGUAUCCACGCUCAAUGCUGGGCUCUGACAGAGGGUCUCUGUCGCAUUCAGAGUGCAGCAGUCCCAGUCUCAUCACACCUCCCAUGUCUCCACUUAAUCUUGAGACGUCCUCGUUUGCUUCCAGCCAGUCCCAGAACUCCAUCUCCACACGGAUCUCCGUCAGUCCCGUACCCACGGGAGACCACAGGAAAGACAGGCCGUAUCUGGAGGAGCCGAGGAAUGUGAUUGUGCAUAAAGGCGCCGAACCUUUGGGCAUCUCCAUCGUCAGUGGUGAGAAUGGCGGUAUCUUUGUAUCCAAGGUGACUGGAGGCAGCAUUGCUCACCAGGCAGGCCUGGAGUAUGGAGACCAGCUACUUGAGUAUAAUGGGAUAAACCUGCGUAAUGCCACUGAGCAGCAGGCGCGUCUGGUCAUAGGUCAGCAGUGUGACACCAUCACGAUCAUGGCACAGUACAACCCACACAUGUACCAGCUGGGCAACCACUCCCGCUCCAGUUCUCGGAUGGAGCCAGUGAGCAGCCAAUCCACUCCUCAGGGCAGCGGCGCAACUACACCAGAUAACCACUCAACCAUAGACACGCUCAGUGAGCAGGAUGAAGGAACCCUCACUCCGUCAUCCAAACAGACCACACCUACCACCAGCCCACACAGCUUCAUCAGAAUGUCAUCGGAAAACGGUAAAAAGGUUCCAGAGCCGCGAGUGGUGUCUGUGAGAAAGACUCAGGUGGAGCUCGGUGUUCAGAUUUGUGGGGGAAAUCUCUGUGGGAUUUUUGUGGAGAAUCUAGAGGAGGACAGUCCUGCUAAGUUGGCAGAUGUCCUAUUGCCUGGAGACAUGAUCUUGGAGUAUAACUCAAUGGUUAUGAAGAGUAAGACCGCAGAAGAAGCUUACCUGGAGAUGCUCAAGCCAUCAGAAAUUGUCACAUUGAAAGUCCAGCAGCGCUUGGAUGAGUUUAACCAGGUUAAAGGUACUGCAGGAGAUGGAUUUUACAUCAGAGCACUUUAUGACCGAUUGGCUGAGACAGAACAGGAUCUUAACUUUAAGAAGGAUGACAUUCUCUAUGUGGACGACACACUACCCAGUGGCAACUUCGGCACCUGGAUGGCCUGGCAACUUGAUGAAAAUGCACAAAAGAUGCAAAGGGGUCAAAUUCCCAGUAAAUACAUGAUGGAUCAGGAGUUCUAUCGUAGACACAGCAUGACUGAAUUGAAGGAUGAGACAGGUUCGAGUAAAACGCUCUCUGCAGCAGCACGCAGAUCUUUCUUUCGCAGGAAACAGAAGCACAAACGCAGCAGCUCCAAAGAUGGCAAAGACCUACUAGCUCUGGAUGCCAUUAGUACAGACUCCAUCCCGUUUUUAGAAGUGUUUUGUGAUGUUUGGUUAGACUGCGUGAGCCUUGCCUAUCAGCGAGUGCAGAAGGUGGACUGCACGUCUCCCAGGCCAGUGCUGCUGCUCGGGCCUCUGGUGGACCCGGUUAAAGACAUGCUCGUGAAAGAGUCUCCGGGGAAAUUCAGCAGAUGUGUACUCGAGGUAAUGAAGGCAUCUCAGCAAGCCAUUGAGCGAGGGGUGAAGGAUUGCCUUUUCAUUGACUACAAACGAAGGAGCGGCCACUUCGAUGUCACAACUGUUGCUUCCAUCAAAGAGAUCACAGAUAAGGACUGCCACUGCUUGCUCGACAUUGCACCCCAUGCCAUCGAAAGGCUUCACAGCGUUCACAUAUAUCCAAUUGUUAUUUUCAUUCGCUACAAAAAUGCAAAGCAAAUAAAAGAACUGAAAGAUCCGGUGUAUCUGCGGGAUAAAGUUUCUCAAAAACAUUCCAAGGAGCAGUUUGAGGUUGCACAGAAGAUUGAGCAAGAGUACAGCAAAUUCUUCACAGGUAUUGUCCAAGGAGGCAUGUUGCCCUACAUUUGCACUCAGAUCGUGACUAUAGUGGAUCAGGAGCAGAGUAAAGUCCUGUGGACUCCGCUGGGCUCGCCUUAGGUGGCUGAGCCAGUCCUCUCCACUUACUGCCUCACACACACCUGAGCUUACAAACACUAUGCUUUUACACUCGCACUACACAUAAAGGUACACUACAGCGAGCAGUGCAUUUUUUUUUUUUUCUUUUAUUAUUCCUUUAUGUUUAAUUGUAACUUUUUUUAUGUUUAAUUGUAACAUUUUAUGUGUAACUGUAAUGGAGCCUCUUAUUUGUGUGUGUGAGAGAGUGGUUGAUUGUGUGUGUGUGUGUGUGCUCGCAAAUGCAGGAUUAUAGCACUGAAGUUUUCAAUGUUUUCCUUUGGUCUUCCUGACGGACAUCCAACAAUUAGUAAUGCUGCAUCUAAAACACUUGUUUACAGAUGAGUCAGUCCGUGAAUUGUUAUUUAAUGUCUGCUUGAAUGUCCCACUGAUCUUAAUGAAGUCAUAUCCCAAGUCACCUCUCGCUACUCCAAACCCAAAUUAAGCCCUCUAUCCCAACCCCCCGAUAUACCAAAAUGACACGCAUGUGUGUAUGUGUUUUCUUCAUCAGUAAGGGGACUGAAAAUUCAUUGUAGAUAACGAUUAAGCUUCGGCAAGCUUGUUGAUGUAAACGUUAUGGUUUUGGGGUUGAAGUGAAACAGCAUCAUACGGGCCAAAUGGAAGUGCCUUUGGAGAUCUCCUGAGCGUAUGACAAUGGCAUAUUGGAAGUCUGGUGUUUGAAACUCCUCCGAUUGCACUCCAGGGCUAGACAGACCACUGUGGUUACAUUCUCCUAGAGGAAAAUAUGUUUAAAAGAGAACAUGAAAUCUAACACUAAUACAGUUCUGAAGUAGAGGCACUCACUUAACCUGUAUGUAUGCAAACUUGUCCAAAUAUAUAGAUCUAUCUAUCUAUAUAUAUAUAUAUAUAUAUAUAUAUAUAUAUAUAUAUAUAUAUAUAUAUAUAUAUAUAUAUAUAUAUAUAUAUAUAUAUAUAUAUAAAAACAUAUAAAAAUAUAUUAAAUGUAUUUUGACUAGGCAAUUGGCCUAGGGGAGUGCAGCAGGUGUCCAGUCAGGUCUUAGCAGAUAUAAGCAUGUUCCUUUUUGUAUGUUUUUUGUUUGUUCGUUUGUGUUUGUUUGUUUGUCACUUUUAUAUGUACCCACUGAGAAACACCAUGGAAGGAAGAGAUGCAGGGUAAAUAUAAUUGGGUCUCUUAUGCUAAAUCUGUUUAAAUGUUAGUAAUUUUUCAUGUAUAUUUAAGUUUUUUUUGUUUUGUUUUGUUUUUAAUUCACCAGGCACAGUUGCAUACUUUAUCCAGACCAGUAAUCCCAGCAAUUAAUGUUGUGCCAAAAUUCAACGUGUCCAUUUUCUUUUAUUUUUGUUUUGCACUUGCAAUAUUAUGGACCCUAAACAAUAGCUGUUCUUAGGUUUCCAGUAGAGGUUAAAAAUAGGUACUAUACUUAUUACUUUUGUGAUUUAAUAUUAAUUUGUGUAUCGCUCAUGUUCCAUACAUUUCAUUAAUUGCCUCUAUUCUUAUAUUAGAAGAGAACCAUUGCAUUAUUUACACUCUCAUUUAAAAAAAAAAAAAAAGGGAUUUCUUAUUGCACAGUUGUCUCAAAGGAAAAUCAGUCCCAGUCUUGUCUAUUGGGUUGAAAUUAGACUUUUUGUUUCACGUGCUAUUCAUAUCUAGGUGUUUUUUUGUUUUGUUUUUUCCUAAAUAAGUAGCAUAUGGUUUUAAAUGAGAGGGAUUCAGCCAAUACAAUUUUGUUUUAAGAAGAAUGACUAGAUGACAGGUACUGUUAUUGAUCUGGAUUUUCAAUAUUACAAAGAAUGUGAUUUGUAUGAAAUAAUGUUAAACAAAUUAACAUGAGAAUAAAAGUCAUUUUCUGUAUCACACUA
Molecule: messenger RNA, 8208 nt
Organism: Hemibagrus wyckioides
Lineage: Eukaryota; Metazoa; Chordata; Actinopteri; Siluriformes; Bagridae
Gene: dlg5a
Product: discs, large homolog 5a (Drosophila)
Exons: 33
Coding region: 490-6354 (1954 amino acids)
Biological process (GO): regulation of apoptotic process
Molecular function (GO): protein binding
Source: RefSeq, a predicted model, not a curated record